UUCCAACAUAAGAGAAUAAGUAUUUGUCGUUCCAUUACUUGGCAUCUCUGCACAAUGCGCUAUGCUGGAAAUGAUAAUUGGCAGAUAAAGAGUGGGGUCACAGACCAGAAACGACAUCAGUAAAAGUUUAUUCACCGUUUGUGCAGUGAAAAACAUCUGUGACAAAUGGAAUUUCUGGCUUGUGGAAUUUUGCUCCACUUUUUCUGAAGGGCUAGGUGAAGUAGACAAACAUUUUAGGGAACUGGAUCAUGUUGUCAGACACUUUCACCCAAAGCAUCCUGCAAAUGUUGGAUGGGUGACAUAUCUGGAGAAUUCAUAGUAGGGCUAGAAUAUUUACUCCACCGAAGAACAUGGUGGAGCUAUGUGAUGAUCGGUGUAUGUUUUUCUUUCUGUGAAUCCGUCUGUGUGCAACAUUACACAAAAACGUACUUACGCAUUUGGAUGAAAUUUUCAGGGAAGGUCAGAAAUGACACAAGGACCAAGUAAUUAGAUUUCAACAGUGAUGUGGCUUAUUGUCUGGAUCCACGGAUUUGUUAAGGACUUCCCGUUGCGAGAUAGCGGCACGGCGAUACUGUAACUAUGACAACAAAUGAACGCUACGUCAGCCGCCUGGCGAUGAUCACAUGAUUGUGAUCCUGCUACAAACUGACCGCUGCCGACUUAUCAGGACUUAUCCAUCGGAAAUCAUACAAGGAACAAUUGAUUAAGUUAUAUGGGUGUUUGCGAGUCCCAUCAAUUCCCACCACCCACUACAUAUUGAGGUCAUGUGAUUCGGUAUCUGUACAUAAUGUACACAUGCAUAACACACGCCUGUGCUUAGUGCAAGGUCAUUUUUUCAUUAAAGAUUUCAUCCAGCGGAAAUGAUCCAAAGACUGAGCAGUCUUGGCAGAGUACUGCGCUCUCUGACUGCUUUUCUUGUUUUUUGCUGUGAGGAGGACAGUCAGUGCAUAUUCUGGAGACAUGAGGACGCUUCAAUUGAAGUUGGAGAAUGCACAAAACAACCAUAGAUGUGAGGAUUUCAUCUCGAUCUUGUUGGAUGUUGAUGUGCAGACUUUGUCCAUGGCAUAGCCCUGCUUGACUUCUCCGUACGAUGUUGACAUCUGCAUACCGAGUCCCCAACUUCUGCCAUCUGUUCUUGCACAGCAGAAAAACAGAUUCAUCAGUGAAAAUAACCAUCCUCCCCCUUGCUCGUGUCUACUGAAUUUGAGUUGUUGCCAACUGGAGUCGUUUUUAACGCCGUUCUGCAGUAAGAUCAAGGCCUCACUGUAGGCGAUGAGAUUGCAAAUGAGUUUUCUAACAGUUUGAGCAGAUAUUGUGUGGCUGUGCACACCAACAACUUACAAUUCUGCAAAUUCAGUUAGCAGCACAAGCAAGGCUCUAGUCAGGAGAAAAUAACCUGGAUAAGUGCUAUAAACAAGAUCAAGGGAGCACAGAUAGCUCAGCUGGCUGAGCAGUCGACCCAUAAACAGGCUAUAAUCCACGACGUAGCAGUCAUGGUUUAAAUCCAGCCCAUUUACUGCAUAUCAUUCCCCCAGUCUUCUACGUAUGUUUCCUGUCUCACUUUCCACUGUCCUAUAUAGAAUAAAGGCAAAAAGGAAAAAAAUCUUCAACUUUAAAACAAGUUCAAGUGUGGAAAUAGGACCAUGGUGCCUACAGGCAGUGCAGAUGUGAUAGGACUUUUCUUUUUUUGCAGUCUGUCAAGUGCAAACGUGUUCAGUGAAGAGCUGGCUUUUUAGUCUUUUCCUUAAGACUGAGAGAGAUUCUGCAGAUGGAACAGAGUUUGGUAACUUGUUCCACUAUCGGGGAACCACAGAGAAGAGUCUAGUUAUGGACUGGCCCUGUUUUGAUGAUUGUAUUUGGAGCCUUUAGUUGGCCAAGCAUAGUGAGCAGUAGGGAGUGUAGACCUGGAUGAGAGAGUUCAGGGAGGAGGAAUCUGUUUCCAUUGUAAGUUUUGUAGUUGAUGUGGACAGAAACUGGAAGCCAGUGAAGCGAUCUGAACAGCAGGGGACGUGCUGUUUUAGGCUGGUUGAAAACCAAACGUAUCUCAUCAGCAGUCAGAAAAACUGAUGCAAUUUCGACAACAGGUGGAGUUGUGGACGUUCAAGUGUCUGACUACAGCCUUAACUGACACCAACAUCCAACUGGGCUUCCUCUUGUCUACUGUGGCAUCGUUUUAUUUGAAUAAAGCUACCUUUUAGAGUGAACGUUAUUAGUCACUGGUUAAAAAAGUGUCUAUGAACUCAUCACACUACCGGAUCAUUCCCCUUUAAAGCCACAAGGUUUUGCAUAAACUCAGUGCUUAAAAUGUGUCAUCAGCUGAACAGCUCUACCCUUUUUUUUUCUGCACAUUUGGCUAAAUAUAACAUUUUUCUAACCAGAACAAGAAUUGAGCCUUUUCUUUAAGUCAAAAAAAGACUCAUGUUUGGUUCAGUGUAGAUGCCAUCUUUACAAAGUUGACUUCUUAGUCGUUUUGUUUAAUCCGUUAAGUGACAUCAGAGCGUUUGAACCAGCAGCUCUGCGUUAUUUUCUAUUAAAAAGCCGGUGAGUCACCAGGAGGAGGGAGCUCCAGCUAAACGACAUGUGGACAUGGUGCAACUUAGUUUGGUCAAAGGGAGGCUGGUCUUCUGUCAGCUGUUGCUCCUCCACUGCAAAAAAUAUCCACAUCAACAAAUCAUUUAGUCUUAAUUUAAGGUCGUACAGGUCAUUUAAAACUAAUAAACAGCUCAAAGAUUUGUUUAGGUGAGAACACGCCGCUGUUUUCUGAAAGUCUUCCAGUGUUCAUGACUUUUACAUUAGUGCUGGAAUGUACUUUUUGCAGUGUGGCAGCUCUCCAGAGCCUCCCAGCACUUUCCCGACACUUGUUCUGUGCAGACUCAUCGUCUGAGGAAGACCAGGCCGGUAUAAAACCCGCAGCCAGAAGAAAUGAGAUCAGUUCACUUUGAGGUUUAAGAAACUUACGGUUCACUUCUGAGGUUAUCUUUGGAUCAGCAGGUGAUUUGUUGCGUAACAGUGAUGUGCGUAAUCCAAAAGAGAUAAAGUUUUACCACGCAGAGAGUUAAGUACUGCUGUUUUUUUAAGAGAAAGGGGCUAUUUUUUGCUUAAGUAACCGAACUUUUCCUAGCUUUUGGACAUGGCAGAGGGAGACUUUUACACGAUGGGAAGCCGGCAGAGAUUUCCCAGAGACCCGUUUGGAGAAUUCCGGGAUCAGUCGCCUUUCAGGGAUCAGCUCGCGUCUCGGUUUAUGGAAGAUGAGUUUGGGAUGCCGCCUUUCCCCGACGAUCUGGCGAUGGACUGGCCGGGCUGGGCUCGGCCGGGUCGGCUCAGUACGCGCCUCAGCACGUCGCCCUUCAGCAGCACUUUACGCACAGGUUUCCCCCCGCGCCAGUCCACCGGAGGCCCCGCGCUGUACACCAGCAGGUACGGCGAGCCCUCCUCCCGCAGCUCCCCCACCACCACGGCCUCCUCCACCGGCGGGGAGCCCUGGAAGGUCUGCGUGAACGUUCACAGCUUCAAACCAGAGGAGCUGAACGUAAAGACGAGAGAUGGAUUUGUAGAAGUGUCAGGAAAACACGAAGAGAAACAAGAAGAAGGAGGCAUAGUGACAAAGAAUUUCACAAAGAAGAUACAGAUCCCCAUAGACGUGGACCCUCUGACGGUUUUCGCCUCUUUGUCCCCGGAGGGCGUCCUCAUCAUCGAAGCUCGCCAGACGCCUCCAUAUUACCUGUUCAGCAGCGACAGCUCUCCGGGUGGAGAAAUGCAGGAAGUGGAGGCUCCCAAACCCCCGGAGGCCCCGAUGGUCUAAACUUCGUGAAUAACAUCCCACUCAAGCAAUUACGAGUUUGAUAUUAAACCUUCAGCUUCAUGUUGUUAGACACCUGGAAUCAAAAUGUAUGAAAUGUACUGAGUCCUGUUUCAAAUUAAAGCUGCACCAGGCAGUUUUUUUUUUUUUUUUUUUUUAAUGUUGAAAAUAUGCAGCAAGGUUUGAACCUGCUGGUCAGUGUGGGGGUUUCUGUGUGCAGCUUUUAUGUUCUCCAUGUGUUUGCGUCGGUUUUCCUCUCGUGCAUUUUAGGUUAAUUGGUGAUUCUAAAUUGGCUGUAGGUGUGAAUGUGAGCGUGCAUGGUGGCCCUCGGAUGAACUGCCGACUUAUACCCUCCAUCAGCUGUGACGGGCUCCAGCCCCCCACGGCCCUCUGCAGGAUGAAGCAGGUACAGCUAACUGCUGAUCAUUUUUUACAAGCUGCAACAAUGAAGAGCCUCAAUAACAGCAACACUGAAGAUUGUUCCCAAGUUUGCCUUAAUGAAGUUGUGGUUCACGCCAAACAAUCAGUAUAAUUAUUAAUUCGUCUUCAUCAUCUUCUUCUUCUUCUUCACAUUUUUUCUCUCACUUUUAUCUGUUUCCCAAAUCCCAUAGUGACAUCUUCAAUUGUUUUUUAUUUCUAUUGUAAUUGAAGACUAACAACAGGGGCAAAUAUUCUCCUUUUUUGUGGUAUUCAUGCUCAAAUUAAGGAUUAAUCGACUUUCCAAGUAGCUCCUGAUUUACUUUCUGAUUUUUUUUUUUCAGUUGUUUUUCUCUUAAAUUUCAGUACAAAUAAUGAAAAAGCAGUGCUUGUACUUUUUAUGUUUCUCAUCCCUAAAGUGCCUUUUAUAACCAAAAACCAAAUAAAAGUACAGAUCGGCUAAUUUGACUGUUCUGUUGAAAUUUGUCUAUUUUCAUGAUGAACAAUUUUUUAAAAGCCAAAGAGUGGCGACACUUUAUUUUAAUUCCUGUAUUUUGUGCACAAUUACUUAACAAAUGGUUUGAACACACCAUAAUGACGCUGGAAGCCAACAUAAUGACAGAUUUCUAAGAGUUUAUUAUGUCUUUCAUGCAACUCCACAUGUAGAUUGUAUCCAAAGCUGGUUUCUAUGUGACCCCAGUUAUGAAUAACCAAUAAACACGUCCAAGGACAUUCUGUCUGACUACCACGAAUGUUAUGUGAGUUUGGUUCAGUCUAAUUUAAACUCCAUCACAUAGUCAGUUACAUAACAAAGCUUUAAUAACAUCCAGUGGAUUGAUAUAUGAUCACACAAAACAAAGCAGAUGUAUCAUUAUAAAACUACUGUAUGUGAAAUUAUAUUAUGAAAUUUAGUAAACAGUUUGUAACAUCUUCUUCUUUUGAGGGGUUUUAGUCAUUGUUUGGUGCCUAUAUUAAUUAUCACUGGCCUUAAAUAUGCUUGCAUUAUGGUGUGUUCUAAACAAUUUACUGAUUAUAUACUGUUUGAAUAUGCAAAAUAAAUUAGAUGUUUAAAAACCAGGGGCUACGUUACAAGUCCUAGCACUGUCAAUAACCAAAAUAUUAUUAUAUAUAAACCUCUAAAGAAUCCAAUUUUUUAAUUCAUGUUAUUGUGAGGUGCAUUUAAUGGAAGAGUAUUGCUAUCUUCUGUGGUUAUAGAAGCAACAAAUGUGCUUUUAUUUAUUAGAGUGCAUCGACUUCUUUCAGGUGUUUAUCUUCUUAGUUGCUAAAUGUCACUUAAAGUAACAUUAUACGUGGGUACACCCCCUCGGGACGCAUUUGAGGGUGAAACGUGUGCAUUAAUACUGUAUUCUUCCAAAGUGUAUUGUAAAUAUGCAUUAAUACGUGUCAAUUCAUUAUAAAUAUUAAUCUGAAGUGUUUCACCUUUUGCAAUAUGGUUUGCAUUCUUCUUUUCUAUCUGAGCGUCUGAGGAAGGUGGCUGCAUGAUGGUCGGACCGACUUGUUUUUUGCCAAAGAUGUUUGUUUCCUGCCUCCUUUCUUCUCUUGAUGUCUUUGUAUUGACUGAUGCAAUAAAAAUGUCCAGCCAAUCUCCCA
Messenger RNA from Acanthochromis polyacanthus (spiny chromis), 5827 nucleotides. RefSeq names its product heat shock protein b8 (gene hspb8). Gene Ontology annotation, cellular component: protein folding chaperone complex; nucleus; cytoplasm. The transcript has 3 exons. Bases 3131 to 3802 code for a protein of 223 amino acids. NCBI's taxonomy places the organism in Eukaryota, Metazoa, Chordata, Actinopteri, Pomacentridae. The record is from RefSeq and is a predicted model, not a curated record. Gene Ontology annotation, molecular function: protein homodimerization activity. Gene Ontology annotation, biological process: cellular response to unfolded protein.